This is a messenger RNA of Marchantia polymorpha subsp. ruderalis, 2070 nucleotides long. The record is from the annotation of a GenBank genome assembly. Lineage: Eukaryota; Viridiplantae; Streptophyta; Marchantiopsida; Marchantiales; Marchantiaceae.
GAGAGCUUGCGAGCGUGAAAGAGAGCGAGCUGGAUGCACUGGAUGCGGAGGCUAUGCUCCUGGUUGCGCUCUUCCAUUUUGCUGUUCACCGAGGGAGGCAUUUGUUGUCGAAAGGAGGGGAGGUAGGAAGGAAGGCAGGGGUCGUGCUGUCGAGCAUGUCUAUAUCGAGUGCUUGCGGCAGCUGCUGAUUUGAUUUUUGUUUCACGUCGUGGACUGUCUUGAAUUCAAAAGCUUCGGUCGGGAGAAUCUCACGUCACCAAUCAAUCCACAAUCUGCGAGACCGCGAUUCACUCAAGAAGGGCAACGAAGAUUCUGUGUACUUCCUGCCAUGGUGGAGCCCUAACACGAGUUAUCGGAGUCAUGCAUUGAGAAGCUUCACCGUCUGAAGCCAUAAAACAUUGAUACGGGAGGAGUCAUACAAUGUGGGAGGCUGUUGUUUUUACCGUGGUGGCAUCGGCCGGCAACAACAUUGGAAAGGUGCUACAGAAGCAGGGCACUAAGGGCUUGCCACAGUUGACCCUCAAGUUGAAGGUGAUACGGGCCUAUCUUAUCAGUCGAACAUGGAUUACUGGUGUUGCCGUGGACAUUCUAGGAGGCCUUCUGAUGCUCAAAGCUGUCUCACAGGCGCCUGUUUCAGUUGUACAACCUGUAUCUGGGGUUGGCUUGGCGGUACUUGCCGUUUUUUCGCACUUCUAUUUGCGAGAGUCUAUGCAAACAUUAGAUUGGGUGGCAGUCGCAAUGGCAGCUGCAGGGACUAUAGGUGUUGGGAUAACCGGAGAGGAGCAAAAGAAUGUCGAAGUUUCAUUAACUCGCCUUCUCCUCUUUUUGAUUUGUCUGCUCCUUUUUUUUGUGAUAUUGCACAUCUGGACCAGUUCAGGGAAACAACGUCGGAAAACCCAUGAUGAUCCAGGUUCUCCUGUAUCCAGCAUGUCUGGGGGUCACGUGGAGGUGAUGGAAGAAAUUGCUGCGGGUUUGCAGGCAGGUGCCUUUUUUGGAUUGUCUGCUGUUGUUUGCAAACUGGGGUUCCUACUGGCGGAGCAGGACGUGUCAACUCUUUGUAUACCUGCCGGACUAGUCGGUAGUGUAGGGUGCAGUACAGCUGGAUUUUUCUGCCAGACGAAGGGCCUGAAGGAUGGAAGGGCGGUGGUGGUGUCUACAUGUGCAGCUGUUGCAUCCAUUGUAACUGGAGUGCUAGUGGGCUUUCUGGCCCUGGGCGAGUCGUUGCCAGUUUCUCCACCUGCUCGGAUUCUGCUGUGUUUGGGAUGGGUUUUGAUCGUCGCGGGGAUAAUUUUGCUCUUGAUGUCUGAGAAACUGGGGAGAAUGUUGCCACGCUCAAUGAGGCGGCUCAUCAGGACGAAGUCAAGCGUACCUUCUCGAUCAGCGUAUGCACGAAGUGGCACCGCAACGAUGCCCGUCGUAAACCCGCAGAUGAAAUCGCCUCCGAAGUACAGGUCUUGAGAGAGCAGGCAUUUGCUUCUGCACUUGAUAGCAUAGCACCAGGGGCACAGUGUACAAUUUUCAGAUGGUAGAGCUCGGCAGGCGGAAUACACGGGGCAUAGCCACGCAAGAUUCAGCGCUCGCGUGUGAUCGACUAUUGAAAAAAGACUCAUUUCAUGGGAUCAGGUCCUGGAAGCUUCACCUUCUCCUCCGCAUUCGUCUCACUUUAAGUUCCUGUCUCAGUCUCGACGUCUCCAGGAGGAGGUAAUCAUCAUUGUUCAUACUCGGGAAGUCAAUCAUUCUCUUGAUUUCCAACAAGGUUAGGCCGCAAUCAGCAGAAUUACAGUCUUAAGCGGGAUCCUCUUAGUUGUCCGUGUCGGAAUUUAAACUGGUCCUAGGGUGUCCUAUUUGAGUUUCAAUUGUACUAGUGAAUUCAUCAUCUGUCAGAGGCCUCCGGCAUUAGCUAGGCUAGGUUGGUCCAAUUAAUCGGAAAGGGAUCCGUUUCUGCCUUAGUACCAGAUCUCAAUAUUUCUCUUCGAGUGUCAGAACGUCUCUUUCUCAUGUUGCACAAAUUGUAUGAGCAAUGCUUUCUCAAUGACAGCACUGUUCUCUUAAGCAACAUUCCCGUUGUGC